AUUUCUGACUAGUAAACGCGGCAAAAAGUGAUAAAAUCAGCUAUGGAAGCUAUAUAUAUAUAUAUAUGUAUAUAUAUAUGAUUGGCUGACCUUACAAAGAAAUGAAAGAACGAUGAUUUCGCAAACUAAACAAACAUAUUAAUACAUAUUAAUAUAGAAUUGUGUUGUACUUGUCAUUUAGUUUAAAUUUUCACCAAGGAAGAUAUGUAUACAUUGAUUUAAAUAUAUUAUAACGAAUUUUUAUAUGAUUUUUAACUAAAUAAAUAAUUCUUAUUUAUCUAUAAAAAUUGUAAUAUCAAAUUUUACGUUUUGGAAUAAUAAACCGACAUAUUUGAAUAUUGGGAUAUAUUCUAAUCCAACAAAAUUAUUAAUCUUGGCAUAGAGGUUAAACAUAAAUAAAUUGCCAAAAUAAAUUAAUUUUAAAAAGUUAGAAUAAAAGUUAUAGUAAAUAUUAAUACAAUGUAACAAUUCCAAAAAUGUUAAUAUAUAUAUAUAUGUAUAUAAGCUAUUUAACAAUAUUUGGGAUAAAUAAUAGAGAAAAAUAAUAAUAAAAUAAUAACAGUUAAUAGAAGGUAAAGUAACAUAGACAAAAGAUGCCUGCAGUAAUAGUAGGAGCACCUCAACGUAGUGAACAGAUGUGGCAAGCAUUAAAGACUCAUAUUACAAGGGAACGACAACGAAAAAAACAGGGUAUAAUUUAGUUUGAUUAAUAACAAGAAGCUGAUGCGGAAGAAGAACGUCAAAGAAAAGAAAGAGAACGUCAGCAAAAGCAAGAUGUUAUGACUUUAGGUGAAACACGUGAACAAAUAUCUAAUCUUGAAAAUGAAUUGGCACAACUGAAGGAUGAAAAACAUCAAUUAUUUUUACAAUUAAAAAAAGUUCUUAAUGAAGAUGAUAAUAGAAGACGUCAACUUAUUAAGGAAACAAGAGGCUGUUCUGAAGUAUUAACAGCAGUUGGAGGAUAUCCUGGUACAGUUUCGCAAGUAGUACAGUCUCCACUAUUUUUACCAUUACCACGUAGCAGUAGUCCUUUGUAUAACAAAGUAGCAGUUGGUGCACCAACGCAUACUCUUCUACCAAGUGGUCCAUUAAAAAGAUCACACAGUCCUUCACCUCCACCAACAGCAUCUCCAUACCAUACUGGAUAUGGAUAUAAACCACCACCUUCUAUUUCAAGUUACAAUCCACCUCCACCUAAAUCUGAGGAUGCUGCUAGAAGAUCUAAUGAUUCUAGAGCUGUUCUUUGGAAUAAAAACAAUCAAUAUUCUGCAUCAAACUUCUAUUCUACACCUACUGGACAAAGUGUUUAUAGUUAUUCUGCUCCAACUUCACAGCAGUCUAGAGAACCUGAACUUGCAAAACCAGUAUAUUUAUCAGGAAGUAGAGCAGCUUUAUCUACACAUCAAACAGCAUACGUAACUAGUUUACACACUCUAGAACAUAAAGGUGCAUAUGCAGAAGAUAAAUUUUAUCUUCGCCCUGGUAGUCAUGUUACUGUACAUGGUGGUGCUAUGCCAAUUCAACAACCAACACAAACAUUUGAUUUUGUUUUAAAGGGAGCCAAAACAGGUGGUAUUACUUCUGGAUAUCCAGUAAGAGCACCUCAACCACCACCUGGACCAUAUCCUCCCCCACCCCCUGGAACUUACGUUAAUGCAUCAGGCGCUAAUAUACCUGGUCGUUUACUGUAUACACAACCUGGCGCACGUUAUUUACAAAGAGAAGUAUAGAACUAAUAUUUAAAUAUCCAUGGCUUAUAAUGCAUAAUUGACAUACAUAUUUUAAUAUAGCUUACAUAUUACAAAACAUUUACAGAACACAUACAUGAAAAAUAAUAUACGAAUUCAUUUAUCAAAUAAAAAAUAUUCUGCAAUAGCAAAUCUUUAUAGUAAAUUGUUAAAACUGUAUAGAGAUAUAUAUUUAUAUCUUAUACAUUAUGUAAAUCAUUAUUUCUCAAGUAUAUGAAGAGAGAGUUUUAUAUAGUCCAGUUUUUAAAUAUUAUCGAUUAUUUACGACAUAUACACGUAUCACUAUAUACAUUAAAAGUUGAAUUUGGGAUUUAUAAGCCAAUCGAAAAAGGAAUAAAAUACGAUAGGAUAACAUAACGUCAAUUUUAUAUUUCAUUAUUAUCUAUUUGAAGAAAGAUUUCAAAAAUUAACAUUAUAGAUCACAAUCCAUUUUAUUUUACGUAAUAUUAAGUAAUAUUAUUUUAUAACAUAACUAUAAUAUUUUCAAAUAUAAUGCAUAUCUAUAGAUUAAGCUUUGGACAGAUAAUAAUACUGCAUAUAAUACUGACAUGAAUAUACUUGCUAAUGUGUAAUUAGUUGCUAACGUAUAACGUAUAAUAUCUGUCCCAUUUGCUAAUCAAUAACUAAAAGUAUUUCAUUUUUAUUUGCAAAUAUAACAUCAUAAAAAAAUAAAAAAAUAUAAAAAAUAAAAAGAUAAUUAUGAGAAGUUGUAUGUUAAUUGAAGUUGUAUUAAAAAUUAAAAUAUUACGUCUUACAUCAUUGGAAAUGAUCUGCCAAAAAGGAAUGUUCAAAGUUUAAUAUUCCAUUUUUUUUCAUUUUCUCUAUGUACCAAUGUAUACAAAUGUAUACGAAGUUUUGGAAUACUAUAUAUAGGUACUUUGCAGAAAUCGCAGUAAAUCUCAAUAUUUGGUAAUUUUCGUUCAUCUCUAUAGAGGAAAAUAUAUUGGUAUUUAAUUAGUAAUAUAAAGUAACUGUUACAACAUAAUAUUCUUAUAUCAACUUACUCUGAAGCUAAAUUACGUAAUUCCUUAAUAUGAUUCGUCA
Vespula vulgaris is the source of this 2792-nucleotide messenger RNA. RefSeq names its product protein enabled homolog. The coding region runs from base 780 to 1730 and encodes 316 amino acids. Gene Ontology annotation, molecular function: transcription coregulator activity. The transcript is spliced from 8 exons. The record is from RefSeq and is a predicted model, not a curated record. Gene Ontology annotation, cellular component: transcription regulator complex. NCBI's taxonomy places the organism in Eukaryota, Metazoa, Arthropoda, Insecta, Hymenoptera, Vespidae. Gene Ontology annotation, biological process: regulation of transcription by RNA polymerase II.